AUGGGUUUUGCAAUCACUUGUCCUGGUCAAGGUGUAUUAAAAAAUUGUUUAUUAAAACCUUAUUUGAGAUUUCCAAUUAAAAAUAUAUUGAAUGAUGUUAAUGAAUCAUUGGGUUAUGAUUUUACACGUCAAUUGAUUGAUAAUGAUGAACUUUGGCUUAAGAACACAGCUAAUGCUCAACCAGCUAUAUUUACUAUAACUUACUUAAUAGCUAAUAUUUGUACCCAACAUUUGGGAUUGAGAUUAGAUAAAGCUUCAGUAAUACUAGGUCAUUCACUAGGAGAGUAUUCAGCUUUAUGUUUAAAUGGUACUUUAAGUCUAUCUACUACCAUAAGAUUAGUUACUUUACGAGGGAAAUUGAUGGAAAAACUUCAAAAUGAUCGAUAUGGAAUGAAGAUAUUAAUGCUUAGACCUGAUAAGUUUGAUAAAAUUCAAGAAUAUUGCUUACAAAAAGAAGUUUUGGCAAAUAUCAAUAAUCAUCAACAAAUCACCAUUUCUGGAUUUAAUGAAAAACUCGACCAAAUUAUCCAAGACUUGAAAUCCAAAAAGCUCAUAAUGAGAAGUACUGAAUUACCAGUGAAAAUCCCAUUUCAUAGUCCACAAUUAUCAGUAGUUGAACCUGAAUUACUGAGAUUCUUAGAUUCUGAACCUAUAAACCCAUCUACUUUCCCUUUAAUAACAAAUCUAACAGGGGAAAUGUCCCAUGAUAUCAACGAUACCAUAUCUGUAAACUCCAAACCUGUCAAUUGGGUUAAAUCAAUAAAUCUGUUACAACAAUUGGAGAUUUCCGAUAUCAUCAACCUUGGACCUUCACAAGUUCUUUACAAUCUAAAUAAGAAAUUUCCUUAUCAAAACCAUAUUCUAGAUGAACUUACGUCAUCAGAAAUCACAGCCGUACAAUCGAUUCUUUCAUAA
Molecule: messenger RNA, 915 nt
Organism: Yamadazyma jaroonii
Lineage: Eukaryota; Fungi; Ascomycota; Pichiomycetes; Serinales; Debaryomycetaceae
Source: the annotation of a GenBank genome assembly